This is a messenger RNA of Heteronotia binoei (common prickly gecko), 1295 nucleotides long. RefSeq names its product coiled-coil domain containing 59 (gene CCDC59). The record is from RefSeq and is a predicted model, not a curated record. Lineage: Eukaryota; Metazoa; Chordata; Lepidosauria; Squamata; Gekkonidae. Gene Ontology annotation, cellular component: nucleus. The transcript is spliced from 4 exons. The coding region runs from base 499 to 1119 and encodes 206 amino acids.
UUAACGCUUCCAGCACUGUCUCCGGAGGAAGCGUUACCAGCUUCUCCCACAGACCACGCGUAAAAAACUCCACGGUGUGGGCCUGGCACAGCGGCAACACCCGCCGCACAAACUGGGCCACAACCUGGACGCGCGUUCUGAUUGCCUCUGCAGACGGCUUCAGAAGAAGCAGCUCGUCUGCCUUGGGGAUGGCCAUACACCCUUCGUGGGUACUCUGCGACAUAGCAAGCCGGAAAGAUGGUCUUCCUGCCAGUCCCAGAGGUGCUGCUAAUUCGGCGUUUGAUUGAGGUGGCCUUAUCCUUACGGCGUGAGCCCAUCUCUAAAUGCAGAGCUUCGUUUUUCCCUCCCAUUCUGGUAUUUCCUACUGCGGCUUCUGCUCAGACAAAGGGAAUCAAAGGCCGAUAGAGGCCUUUCCCGCCUCUCCUAUCAGAAGGCGAGCAUAGGCCGAGCAGUGGGCGCGUGUUUGACGACGUAAGUGGGCUGCGACGUGGUUUCCUGAUGGCGCCGUUAGCGAGGAAGAGAGAGUCUCCGGGCCAAAAGAAGGAUGUGGGAACUCAGAAUUUGCAAGUUCAGCGUAGUCGGAAACAGCCGUGGAGACGAGAUCCAAGUGCGGUGAGGGGGAGCAUCCAGGAGGGACAAGGAUUCGCCUUUUUCAGAAAGCAAAAGAUUCAACGUGAUUACAAGAAGUUAUUGAAAAAAGAAAAGCAUGCUAAUUCCCAGAAGAUUGUUGAGUAUACAGAGAAUUACCCAGAACACUUGAAGCAUCUUUAUUUAGCUGAAGAGGAAAUGCUUAAAAAACAACAUAAGCCUAAAGAUAAUGGCAUACUUCUAUUGGAAGAAACAAGUAUCAGCACAACCAAGUACAACAUCACAAAGAGAAGGCAUAAAGCAAAAACUUCAAACCAGAAAGCAAAAGAAGAAUAUGAACAAAUAAAGGCCAAGAGGGAUGCAAAAAAAGAGUCUGCCAGAAGAAGGAAGGAAGAGAGAGAGAGACUUCAGAAGCUUUACAAACAAAAGAAAAUGGAAACAUAUGAAAUAUUAAGUAAAAAGACUAGAAAAGGGCAGCCAAAUCUAAACCUGCAGAUGGAGUACCUCCUUCAGAAGAUACAGCAAAAAUGAUGAACAUUUUUAAAUGGGUGCUAAUAAAAAUACUGUUUAAUUGUAAUAAUUUAUUCUAUCACUGCCUCUAGGUUCAGUCAAGCCUCUGUUUUUAAUACAAAUUGUACACAAGAGAAGUGAGAGGCCUGCUCUGAAAGUGCUUGUAGUAGACUAAGUAAAUGAAUUAUUGUAAAGUC